Messenger RNA from Trichoderma reesei QM6a, 1380 nucleotides. Its product is annotated as glycosyltransferase family 34. Gene Ontology annotation, biological process: protein N-linked glycosylation. Gene Ontology annotation, cellular component: Golgi membrane. The transcript is spliced from 3 exons. The coding region runs from base 1 to 1380 and encodes 459 amino acids. Gene Ontology annotation, molecular function: glycosyltransferase activity. The record is from RefSeq and is a predicted model, not a curated record. NCBI's taxonomy places the organism in Eukaryota, Fungi, Ascomycota, Sordariomycetes, Hypocreales, Hypocreaceae.
AUGUCUCUGUCUCGAAGCCCGUCGCCUGUCCCGGGUGGGGGCUGGUCGAGUCCUGGCUUGAAUAUCAACAGCGGUCGCUCGAGUCCUUCCAAUGCCGCCGGCAGCUCCGUCUCUUGGGAAUCCGCCAAGAUGAGGAAGCAAGGCGCCAAUGGCUACCCGUCCUUCUCGACCCAGAAUCAGGGCUUCUUCACCCGCCACAUGCGCCGCAUAUCGAGCAGCCUGCCACGAUUCGCCGCCGGCCCGGGCAAUACCUACGCGGAGAGGGAAAAGUAUGAGCGAGGAGGACACAGCCCGCACGCCGGCGGCGGGAGGUUACGAGCCUUUCUUGCCCGCAUUGGCAGGAGGCUAAAGUGGAGGAUUCUGCUCCCGCUCAUCAUCAUCUGCACCAUUGUGGCGUACUAUGGCACUCACGAGGCUCCCGGCUUCGUUCACUGGUGGCGACGGAUCUCAAUGGGUGGAGGCGGCGAAAAGUUUGUCAUUAUCCUGGGGGCCAACGUUGGUGGAGGUGUCAUGGAGUGGAAGGGAGCUCGAGAGUGGGCCAUUGAGCGAGACAGCGUUCGCAACAAGCGGAAAUAUGCCACGAGAUGGGGUUACGACUUGGAAAUCGUUGACAUGAAGACCAAGAAGCGAUACGCCCACGAAUGGCGAGAGAGCUGGGAAAAGGUCGACUUCAUCCGCGCUGCGAUGCGGAAAUAUCCCAAGGCUGAAUGGUUCUGGUGGCUGGACCUCAACACCUACGUAAUGGAGCCAUCGUACUCGCUGCAGCGUCAUCUGUUUAACCACCUCGAUCGACACGUUUACCGAGACAUUAACGUCUUCAACCCUCUCAACAUCACCCACCCCCCCACGGAAGAAUACCUGGAUGCUGAGGCGCGAAGCCCCGUUGGCGAUGGCAAUAUCAACUCGGUGAACCUCAUGCUCACCCAAGACUGCUCUGGGUUCAACUUGGGUUCUUUCUUUAUUCGACGCAGCGCCUGGACCGAGCAACUUUUGGAUAUCUGGUGGGACCCGGUGCUGUAUGAGCAGAAGCACAUGGAAUGGGAGCACAAGGAGCAGGACGCUCUGGAGCAACUGUACCGGACCCAGCCCUGGAUUCGACAGCACACGGGCUUCCUGCCGCAGCGCUUGAUCAACAGCUUCCCCCCGGCUGCGUGCGCGGACGAAUCGGGUCUUAACAACACCAGGAUACACUACAACGAAAAGGAUCGCGACUUCGUAGUCAAUAUGGCUGGCUGCGAGUGGGGUCGCGAUUGCUGGGGCGAGAUGUAUCACUACCGCGAGUUCAGCUACUGGCUCAAUCGAAACCCUUGGGAGCUUUUCAAGGAGGAGAUUGUGGCUGUCAUCUGGUACAAACUCACGGGCCAGCGAGUCAAGCUAUAA